AUGGCCGUCAGAAUGAUCCCUCUUCUCUUAACCAUCCUCAACAUCACGAAUCUGGCACUCAGUGCCCCAACAGCAAAGGACCCUUCUCUGCCCCCUUCCACAAUCUCCACCUCCUCUCAACCUGCUCCACCCCAACAGAUCCCAGAAGCAGCCAGCAAGCGACAUCAUAUCAUCAGAGUAUCAAAAACCACCAGUGACAACGAUUCGAACAAGUCCUUUUUCGACACGACAACCCUCCGCCUCCUCGAAACGAGCCCGCACACCGAGCCCGUGCCCGUGUUCACAUCCAGCAGCAAGGACCAAAUCGUCGUCACCGUCCUCGACGACGAUAACAAUGACAAUGACGACAACCUGGUAGCUUCGUACAUCCAGGAGAAGCUUGCUGUUGCUUCUUCCUCUGUCCCGGAUGGUGGGAGGCAGCAGCAGCAGCCGCGGAUCCUAUGCCGUGCGCUUCGUCGCUGUGGUCAGCGCGUCCUGGAACAGCGGCGGCUUGGGCUGUUUAUCCUGGGGGUUUCGCUUGGGCUUGCUUUUAUUUGCACUUGUAUGAGAGAGUGA
Messenger RNA from Trichoderma citrinoviride, 555 nucleotides. RefSeq lists its product as hypothetical. NCBI's taxonomy places the organism in Eukaryota, Fungi, Ascomycota, Sordariomycetes, Hypocreales, Hypocreaceae. The transcript has a single exon. The record is from RefSeq and is a predicted model, not a curated record. The coding region runs from base 1 to 555 and encodes 184 amino acids.